Penaeus monodon (black tiger shrimp) is the source of this 3191-nucleotide messenger RNA. RefSeq names its product threonine synthase-like 2. Gene Ontology annotation, biological process: 2-oxobutyrate biosynthetic process; dephosphorylation. NCBI's taxonomy places the organism in Eukaryota, Metazoa, Arthropoda, Malacostraca, Decapoda, Penaeidae. The record is from RefSeq and is a predicted model, not a curated record. Gene Ontology annotation, molecular function: pyridoxal phosphate binding.
GUCAAAUAUGAAAUCAAAGCAAUCGUCAUUCUGAACUUAUCUGCUGAUUGAUAAAAUCCUUUUGAUAGACGAGUGUAAGAAUUUUUAUGUGCAAGGUAGCCGGUUCAUGAGAGGAAAGGUGUUGUUGGAAGAUAAAUGCCCCUUUAACCAUAUGAAUUUCAACUGAAAUAAGGAAGAAAAAAAUGAAGUAUUGUAGUACAAGAGGAAAAGAGAAAGGAUUGUCAUUUAAGGAUGUUUUGUUUUCAGGAUAUGCUAAAGAUGGUGGUCUUUAUAUGCCAGAAGUCAUCCCAAAACUGAAUGAAACAGAGGUAAAAGAAUGGUCAGCACACUCAUAUCCAGAUCUUGUGUAUCUUAUUUCACGCAAGUUCAUUUCGGAGGAAGAAAUUCCCUCACAUGCUUUGAAAGAUAUCAUAAAUGGAAGCUUAAAGAGAUUCCGUACACCAAAGAUCAUCGAGAUAGAAAGGUUAGAAGGAGGCCUAAAUAUUGUGGAACUCUUUCACGGGACAACCUUAGCAUUCAAAGACUUGGCUCUCUCUGUUGUAGGAGGAUUACUUGACUUCUUCUUGAAGGAAAACAGUGAACAUGUCACUGUUCUGAUAGGAACUUCAGGUGACACAGGCAGUGCAGCCAUAGAGAGUGUGCGAGGAAGAGAGUCCAUUGAUAUUGUGGUUCUCCUUCCUCAUGGUCGCUGUACUCGCAUUCAAGAACUACAGAUGACAACUGUGAUAGAAGAUAAUGUACAUGUUUACUGUGUUGAUGGCACAUCAGAUGAGUUGGAUGAGCCAAUCAAACGUUGUUUUGCUGAUGAGGAACUCGUUGCAAAGCACCGAUUGAUAUCCAUUAACUCUAUCAACUGGGGUCGCAUCAUGGCUCAGGUUGCUCACUACUUCUAUACUUACUAUCAUCUCUGCUCCUCUGUAGGCCAGCCUGUGAAGAUUGUAGUGCCCACAGGUGCAGCUGGCAAUAUAACAGCUGGAUGUCUAGCCCAGAAAAUGGGUCUUCCUAUUACUCUGGUGGCUGGAGUCAACACCAAUGACAUUGUUGCCAGAACACUGAGUAGCGGAGACUUUUCCAUCAGAGAGAAUGUCUGCCAGACUCUGGCACCAGCAAUGGAUAUACAGGUCCCCUACAAUGUAGAGAGAUUGAUUUACCUGCACACAAAUGGAGAUACAAAAAGAGUAAAGGAAGUAAUGGAUUCUUAUGAAGAGGUUGGGAAGGCUGCUGUACCCGAAGACAUCUUGAGGAGCUUGAAGAACGUUGUGGUUGAUACACUUGUACUUGAUGACUCCCAGAUAACAGAAGUAAUGAAGAAGGUUUACAAAGAACAUAACUACAUCCUGUGUCCACACACAGCAACUGCAGCAGCAUACCAUUACAUAAGCAAGGAAGAGAAUCCAUGUGGCUAUAUUGCAACAGCUUCACCAGCCAAGUUCCCAGAGGCAGUAGAGAAAGCAGGGGCACAGCCUGUUACAGAGGGUAUCGGCCACCUUGAAGACCUUCCAACAAAAUUUACGUGGAUGAAGAAGGGAGAAGAUUGGUACUCCAUUCUUCGCAAUAGGAUAGAAGUAAUCUCUUCCAAGAAGGUGUAAAGAAGGAAAGGAAGAUGUAUGUUCAUGAUAAUGUUUUUUUUUUCUUGUUGAUUAUUCAGGGAAUGUGCAUUAAUGUAGUGAAAAGGAUAAAAGUGUGGUUUUUAAUAAAAUUUUAGCUGUGGUUAAAAGUUAGGCAGCAUGUCACCUAUAUUUUGCAUUUGUUAAAUGUUUUCUUUUGUUUUCUUGAGAUGAAUGUGUAUUCUUUUACAUUUACUGAAUUAGAAAGUUUGAAUUUUAAUAUUCUGGUGUCCUUAAGUAUUUUGAGGGCAUGUUGUUGGUAAUUUUCCAAAGGUGUUCCUAGAAUAUGUGCCUAAUUAGCACUUCUUGAGUACUCAUUUUGUUCUUGAAAUAGGUCCAAACUGUUUGAAUAUGGUAAUUUUAUUAAGAACUUACAUAACAGUGUAAUAGUAAGAUAUACUACAUUUAAAAAUACAUAAUACUAUUUGGAAUAUCUAAGAGGAAGGAUGGACACACCAGAUAUUUAACUGGACAUUCUUUAUAACAGAAGGAAGCCUGCUAUUUUUGUCCCACCCAUACUGAAAUGGUCUUUCUGGUGCACAGCAAAUAUAGUAGCAUUUCUUCCAAGUUCCUAGAUGGACCCUGGGAUUGAUGUGUUAAUGCUUAAGAGACAAAGCAGUCUCAACAGUAUUUCUUGUACUAACCAACAGUAAAUGCUUGUUGGUUAGUAUUGUGCACAAAUCAUGGUAUGGUAUGCUAAGCUAUAACUUAAGGUAUAGCUUUAUACAAGUCUUGUUACUUUCAGUCAGAAAACCUGUUGACUCAGUGUUUUAUGAUUAUGAAUAUUGUGAUAUUUUCUUUGGCAGCUUGCCACAAAAUGCCAAAGAGGCUGUUACACUCUUUUGUUAAACUUCUCGAAAGUAUAUGUAUUGCUGUAAAUUUGAGUGAUUUUUUUCUUUAUUGACACUAUCCCUUGUUUGAUAAUUGUUGGUAAGUGACUUUAUAUUUCAUAUUUCUAUUUCUGCAAACCUUUCUUCUGUUUGCAGAACACACCUUUGUUUCCUAUUUGUUUAGUCAACUACAAGAUAUAUAAUAUAUUGCCCAAAGAUCCAUUAUUACUCCCUUAUUAUUUGUAUUUGUCAAAGCACCCAAUAUACACUACAGUCAGACUCUCCUCCCUCUUCCCUCCAUGCAACAUUGUCUUUAAAUUGAAGGUAAGAAAUGAAAUCAUAACAGUUUUUUUCUUUCUUUUGUCAAUGCACUAUGAAAAUUUUAUAAUUCAUAUAACCAAGGUUUUGUAUUAACAACAGAUUUGUGUAUAUAAGAAUAUUGCAGGAUCCUUCUUUUGCAUAUUCUAAUGUUUGCAACAGAUUCCUCUUUGCUGCAUGCCAUAAAUUUUAUCAUAGAAUAACGAAAUAUCAUGAAAGUGAUAUUCCAAAUUUCUUAAGAAGGUAUGCAAUAGUUAUAAAGUUUCUAAAUUAAUGCAGAUCAUCUUGGUGUACAGUACAGUAAUGGAAUAAUAGUUUUUAAAGAGCAGUUGUUAGAACCAUAUAUGCUAAAAUAUGUUUUCAGAUAUUUUUUUAUGAACACACUCAUUUUCCCAGGAUGAGCAUGUUUUACUGAAAUAAAUUACAUUACACAAAA